CGACGUUGGCGUGUUCCCUGUCUCCACGUGGGGCGUCCGGUGACGGCGAGGGCCGGGGUUCGAGCCGGCGGAGGGGCCGCCAUGGGGCGCAAGCUGGACCCCACGAGGGAGAAGCGCGGGCCCGGCCGCAAGGCGCGGAAGCAGAAGGGCGCCGAGACCGAGCUGCUGCGCUUCCUGCCGGCAGCUGAUGAUGAAAGUUCCAAGAGACUGUCCAGUCGGGCUCGGAAGAGGGCAGCCAAGAGGAGGCUGGAAUCUGUGGAGAUCCCUAAGACAAACAGGUCUCCUGGGGCCAAAGCCUUACCUGGACAGCUACCAAAAGGAGCUGUUGGGCUCUCCAGUCAGAAGGGAGCCCAGGCCUUGUUGAGCACUGCUCGGGGCAGGAAGCGCCCGGCACCUGCACACAGCAGCGAGGAGGAUGAAGAGGAGGAGGAGGAGGAUACUGAGGUGAAGCAGGAUGACCUGUGGGGCUCGGAAGACAGUGAUGCUGACAUGGUGGAUGACUACGGCGCCGACUCACACUCCGAGGACGAGGAUGACAAGUUGUUGCCCAUUGAGCGAGCAGCCCGGAGGCAGAAGGCGCUGGAGGCCGCGGCGGGAGGCCAGUGGAGCGAGGAGGACUCUGAGGAAGAGGAGGCGCCAUCCCCGGAGCCCCGCGAACCCGGAGAGGCCGAGGGGGACCUGCAGAUCAACGUGGACCAGGACGAGCCCUUCGUGCUGCCCCCUGCUGGCGACACGGAGCAGGAUGCCCAGGCCCCCGACCUGCAGCGCGUGCACAAGCGGAUCCAGGACCUCGUGGGGGUGCUGCGUGAUUUCGGGGCACAGCGGGAAGAAGGCCGCUCCCGCGCCGAGUAUCUGAGCCGCCUACAGAAGGACCUGGCCACCUACUACUCCUACGGGGACUUCCUGCUUCGCAAGCUCGUGGAACUCUUUCCCCUGUCCGAGCUGAUCGAGUUCUUAGAAGCCAAUGAGGUGCCUCGGCCCAUCACCCUCCGUACCAACACCCUGAAGACCCGGCGCCGAGACCUGGCACAGGCUCUCAUCAAUCGCGGCGUCAACCUGGACCCCCUGGGCAAGUGGUCCAAGACCGGCCUGGUGGUGUACGACUCCUCGGUGCCCAUCGGCGCCACCCCCGAGUACCUGGCCGGGCACUACAUGCUGCAGGGCGCCUCCAGCCUGCUCCCCGUCAUGGCGCUGGCGCCCCAGGAGCACGAGCGGGUCCUCGACAUGUGCUGCGCCCCCGGGGGCAAGACCAGCUACAUGGCCCAGCUGAUGAAGAACACGGGCGUCAUCCUCGCCAACGACGCCAACGCCGAGCGCCUCAAGAGCGUGGUGGGGAACCUGCACCGCCUGGGGGUCACCAACGCCAUCGUCAGCCACUACGACGGGCGCCAGUUCCCCAAGGUGGUGGGGGGCUUCGACCGCGUGCUGCUGGACGCGCCCUGCAGCGGCACGGGCGUCAUCUCCAAGGACCCCGCCGUGAAGACCAACAAGGACGAGAAGGACAUCCUGCGCUGCGCCCACCUGCAGAAGGAGCUGCUCCUGAGCGCCAUCGACUCCGUCAACGCCGCCUCCAAGACGGGCGGCUACCUGGUCUACUGCACCUGCUCCAUCAUGGUGGAGGAGAACGAGUGGGUGGUGGACUACGCCCUCAAGAAGCGGAACGUGCGCCUGGUGCCCACCGGCCUGGACUUCGGCCAGGAGGGCUUCACGCGCUUCCGCGAGCGCCGCUUCCACCCGAGCCUGCGCGCCGCCCGCCGCUUCUACCCGCAUGCGCACAACAUGGACGGCUUCUUCAUCGCCAAGCUCAAGAAGUUCUCCAACGCCGUCCCCCAGGCCCCGGCCCCGGCCCUGGCAGGGACUCGUGCGGCCGACCCCCCUGCAGAGCCGGACCACCCCGCGCCCCAGAGCCGCAGCCCGCCCGCCAAGGAACCCAGGGCGGCCGCCAAGGCCCAGCGGGCGCGGCGCCCCAAGAAGCCCAACGGCGCCCCCGCCGGGGCGGGCGCCGGGCCGCCCCCCGCUGCCUCCGGCCUGCAGGACUGCAGCCCGCCCGCUGGCCGGGCCCGAUCAGCCCCGGGGCCCGGGGUGACCGGGAGGCCGCGGUUGCCGGCCGCCAAGAAACAGGGGUCCCCCGCGGACGCCCGGCCGCCGGGCCCCGGAUCCCGGGCCCCCCCCAGACCCCGGGGCCGCCACCGCCCCCCGGGCAAGGCCGGGGCGGCCGGGAACGAGCAGCACAGGGCCAACGGCGUCCCCAAAGCCCGGCCGCGUCCCGCCGCGCCCUCGCCCGGUGCCAGCCGGCCUCCGCCCGCCAAGAGGAGGAAGCCGGGGCCCGGCGGCCCCCGCGGGCGGCCGUGA
Dipodomys spectabilis (banner-tailed kangaroo rat) is the source of this 2352-nucleotide messenger RNA. It is a transcript of the gene Nop2, whose product is annotated as NOP2 nucleolar protein. The transcript has 15 exons. The record is from RefSeq and is a predicted model, not a curated record. Gene Ontology annotation, biological process: rRNA base methylation; maturation of LSU-rRNA. Gene Ontology annotation, cellular component: nucleolus. Gene Ontology annotation, molecular function: RNA binding; rRNA (cytosine-C5-)-methyltransferase activity. Bases 82 to 2352 code for a protein of 756 amino acids. Lineage: Eukaryota; Metazoa; Chordata; Mammalia; Rodentia; Heteromyidae.